Paramecium sonneborni is the source of this 776-nucleotide messenger RNA. The record is from the annotation of a GenBank genome assembly. NCBI's taxonomy places the organism in Eukaryota, Ciliophora, Oligohymenophorea, Peniculida, Parameciidae.
AAAAUGUCAAAUGAAACAGGAGUACAAAAGAAAAAACAUAAAUAUAUUGACUCUGAAGAAGAAGAGUAAUAAUAAUAAUAAUAAUAACCUGUAUAAUAAUAAUAACAGUAAUCACCAAUUGCCUAAACAAUUACAGUUGAUUAUAAAACAUGGAAAUUCUUAUUUGAACCUGAUUCCUCUGAGUAGUAGGAAGGUAUUAAUUUGAAAUGUAUAAUUCAAUUAAGAAAAGAAGCCUAAGAAAAUUCCCAAUCCAUAAAUCACCAAAUAAAAACAGCCUGAAUAAAGAGUUAAACAGAUAAAAUCUAAUCCUGAUACAGAUGAUUUGAGAUAUGAAAUUUUAUGUAGGUGGUGGUAUUGCUUUGAUCAAUGGCCACCUUCAGAUUUUGACUAUGAAGAAGCCUUGUCUAAAUAUAAAUUGAGAAAAGUCGAUUUAUCUGUUUUUAAAAGAGAAUCUGAAAUUAAUGAAAUAGGAUUCAGAAAGGUUUAUGAAGUGAAUGGAUACAAAGGGGUAUUUAGAACUUCUGCUGUACAUAUACCAAAUUUAUCGAUAGGGUGAUACUUUAGAUCUCAGACCAAGGGAUGGUUGUCCAUCUUAUGAGUAAAUUUCAAAAAUUAAUUCAAAAAAUUUACCUAAAAUCUUAAUUAAAGGCUUAAAAGCUUAAUUAGAAGAUUUAAUUAAGUAUGAACCUAACAAUAAAUUAUUAAAAAAGAGUAUAGAAAAUUAACUAGAAUAAAUAUAAAAACAAUAUCGAAAAUAAAUGGAUUCAUAAUUUUGA